CGGAGACAGCUGGCAAUAGUGAGAACCACUGACUGACAACUUUACUGAAUUCCUCAGUCAUAUACUUGUCGUCAAAAUGGCGACAACAAAUGAUUCGAAGGCGCCUUUGCGCCAAGUUAAAAGAGUACAAUUUGGAAUAUUAUCGCCAGAUGAAAUUCGUCGAAUGUCAGUCACUGAAGGGGGCAUCCGCUUCCCUGAAACUAUGGAAGGCGGCAGACCCAAACUUGGCGGACUUAUGGAUCCUCGACAAGGGGUGAUUGACAGAAGUUCCAGAUGCCAGACUUGUGCUGGAAAUAUGACUGAAUGUCCAGGACACUUUGGACAUAUUGAUUUGGCCAAACCAGUUUUUCAUAUAGGUUUUAUCACAAAAACAAUAAAAAUAUUGAGAUGUGUUUGUUUUUAUUGCUCAAAGUUACUUGUCAGUCCGACUAAUCCAAAGAUAAAAGAAGUUGUGAUGAAAUCUAAAGGACAGCCACGAAAGAGGCUUACCUAUGUUUAUGAUUUAUGUAAAGGAAAAAAUAUUUGUGAGGGUGGUGAAGAUAUGGAUAUAGGCAAGGAGGGUGAGGAAGGGAAACGAGGCUCAGGCCAUGGUGGUUGUGGUCACUACCAACCAUCAAUCCGAAGACAAGGUCUGGACCUAACUGCGGAAUGGAAGCAUGCAAAUGAAGACACACAAGAAAAGAAAACUAAUAUUUCUGCAGAAAGAGUUUGGGAAAUUCUCAAACAUAUCACAGAUGAAGAAUCUUUCAUUCUUGGAAUGGACCCCAAAUUCGCCAGACCUGACUGGAUGAUAGUUACUGUUCUACCAGUUCCUCCUUUGUCCGUCAGACCAGCAGUAGUCAUGUUUGGGGCAGCCAAGAACCAGGAUGACUUGACCCACAAAUUGGCUGAUAUAAUUAAAGCAAACAAUGAGUUACAGCGAAAUGAACAGACAGGGGCACCAGCUCAUGUGCUUGGAGUUAAUAUUAGGAUGUUACAAUUCCAUGUUGCCACAUUUGUCGACAAUGAUAUGCCAGGCAUGCCCAAAGCUAUGCAGAAAUCUGGAAAGCCAUUGAAAGCAAUCAAGGCACGUCUCAAAGGAAAGGAAGGAAGAAUUAGAGGAAACCUCAUGGGAAAACGUGUAGACUUCUCAGCUCGUACUGUUAUCACACCUGAUCCAAAUUUACGUAUUGAUCAAGUAGGAGUCCCUAGAUCAAUUGCACAGAAUUUAACAUUUCCCGAGCUGGUCACACCAUUCAAUAUUGACCGCAUGCAAGAACUUGUAAGGCGUGGAAAUGCUCAGUAUCCUGGUGCAAAGUAUAUUGUCAGAAGUAAUGGAGAAAGGAUUGACUUGAGAUUCCAUCCUAAACCCUCUGAUUUGCAUUUACAAUAUGGUUAUAAAGUGGAGCGUCAUCUGAGGGAUGAUGAUUUGGUAAUUUUCAAUCGGCAGCCCACACUACAUAAAAUGAGUAUGAUGGGUCACAGAGUAAAAGUACUACCAUGGUCCACAUUCCGAAUGAAUCUGAGUUGUACCUCACCAUACAAUGCUGAUUUUGAUGGAGACGAAAUGAAUUUACAUGUGCCACAAUCAAUGGAAACAAGAGCAGAAGUAGAAAACAUUCAUAUCACCCCGAGGCAAAUUAUCACUCCACAGGCAAACAAACCUGUUAUGGGUAUUGUACAGGACACACUGACAGCUGUGCGCAAAAUGACCAAAAGAGAUGUUUUCCUUACUAAAGAACAAGUUAUGAAUCUAUUGAUGUUCCUUCCUACAUGGGAUGGUAAAAUUCCACAGCCAUGCAUUUUGAAACCCCAGCCAUUGUGGACUGGUAAACAAAUAUUUACUUUGAUCAUUCCUGGAAACGUAAACAUGAUUCGAACCCAUUCCACCCAUCCUGAUGAAGAAGAUGAUGGACCCUAUAAAUGGAUAUCCCCUGGUGAUACUAAAGUAGUUGUAGAACAUGGAGAACUUCUCAUGGGUAUCUUAUGUAAAAAAUCACUGGGUGCCUCAGCAGGUUCUCUGCUGCACAUUUGCAUGUUGGAAUUAGGACAUGAGGUUGCUGGCCGAUUCUAUGGUAACAUUCAAACUGUGAUUAACAACUGGCUGUUGCUAGAAGGUCAUUCUAUUGGUAUUGGAGAUACUAUUGCUGAUCCACAGACAUAUCAAGAAAUUCAGCGUGCUAUUGUUAAAGCUAAAGAUGAUGUCAUAGAAGUUAUUCAAAAAGCUCACAAUAUGGAAUUGGAGCCCACUCCUGGUAAUACACUAAGACAAACUUUUGAGAACCAAGUGAACCGUAUAUUGAACGACGCUCGUGACAAAACUGGUGGCUCUGCUAAGAAAUCUUUGACAGAAUACAACAAUCUCAAAGCUAUGGUGGUAGCUGGUUCCAAAGGAUCCAAUAUUAAUAUUUCUCAGGUUAUUGCUUGUGUAGGUCAACAAAACGUAGAAGGAAAGCGAAUUCCAUUUGGAUUCCGCAAGAGAACAUUACCCCAUUUCAUUAAAGACGACUAUGGUCCAGAAUCUAGAGGUUUUGUAGAAAAUUCAUAUCUUGCCGGAUUGACACCUUCAGAAUUUUAUUUCCACGCCAUGGGUGGUCGUGAGGGUCUUAUUGAUACUGCUGUAAAAACUGCCGAAACUGGAUACAUUCAGCGUCGUUUGAUAAAGGCUAUGGAGUCUGUUAUGGUUCACUAUGAUGGUACAGUGAGAAAUUCGGUUGGGCAACUUAUUCAGUUGCGUUAUGGAGAAGACGGUUUAGCUGGGGAAACUGUAGAGUUUCAAAAUCUACCUACUGUCAAACUCUCAAACAAAGCCUUUGAAAAGAAAUUUAAAUUUGAUCCAUCUAAUGAAAGAUAUUUGAAGAGAAUUUUCAAUGAAGACAUAAUCAAAGAACUAACAGAAUCUGGCUAUGUAAUUGCAGACCUAGAAAGUGAAUGGGAGCAAUUAUGUAAAGACCGAGAGAUUUUACGUCAAAUUUUCCCCAGUGGUGAAUCUAAAGUUGUAUUGCCAUGCAACUUCAAGAGAAUGAUUUGGAAUGUGCAGAAGAUUUUCCACAUCAAUAAGAGAAUGCCCACAGAUCUAAGUCCUAUAAAGGUUAUACAAGGAGUCAAAGAUCUUCUGAAAAAGUGCGUCAUUGUAGCUGGUGAAGAUCGUCUUUCGAAACAAGCUAAUGAAAAUGCUACCCUGCUGUUCCAGUGCUUAGUCAGGUCAACACUUUGCACUAAAUUUGUCUCCGAAGAGUAUAGACUUUCGAGCGAAGCUUUUGAAUGGUUGAUAGGAGAAAUCGAGACAAGAUUCCAACAGGCGCAGGUUAAUCCUGGUGAAAUGGUUGGUGCACUUGCUGCUCAGUCUCUUGGAGAACCUGCCACUCAGAUGACACUGAACACUUUCCAUUUUGCUGGUGUGUCAUCCAAAAACGUAACCCUAGGUGUACCCCGACUUAAGGAAAUUAUUAACAUCUCCAAGAAACCAAAAGCUCCAUCUCUUACCGUUUUCCUAACGGGCGGGGCAGCUAGAGAUGCCGAAAAAGCUAAGAAUGUACUUUGCCGCCUUGAACACACUACUUUGCGUAAAGUAACUGCUAAUACAGCUAUUUACUAUGAUCCUGAACCGCAAAAUACUGUUAUUGCUGAAGAUCAAGAAUUCGUCAAUGUUUACUAUGAAAUGCCUGAUUUCGAUCCUACAAAGAUUUCGCCCUGGUUGUUGCGUAUUGAAUUAGAUCGUAAGAGGAUGACAGAUAAAAAAUUGACAAUGGAGCAAAUUGCCGAAAAAAUUAAUGCUGGUUUCGGUGAUGACUUGAAUUGCAUUUUCAAUGAUGACAAUGCUGAGAAACUUGUAUUGCGUAUAAGAAUUAUGAAUAACGAAGAAAAUAAAUUCCAAGAUAAUGAUGAAGAGACUGUUGACAAGAUGGAGGAUGACAUGUUCCUUAGAUGCAUUGAGGCAAAUAUGUUGUCUGACAUGACACUACAAGGUAUAGAAGCUAUAGCAAAGGUAUACAUGCAUUUGCCUCAGACAGAAGCCAAGAAACGAAUUAUUAUUACUGAGCAAGGAGAGUUUAAAGCAAUUGCUGAAUGGUUGUUGGAAACUGAUGGAACUUCACUAAUGAAAGUUUUGUCUGAGCGUGAUGUCGACCCCAUCAGGACGUUCAGUAACGAUAUUUGUGAGAUAUUCCAAGUAUUAGGUAUUGAAGCUGUGCGAAAAUCUGUAGAGAAGGAAAUGAAUGCGGUGUUGCAGUUCUAUGGUCUAUACGUGAACUAUCGUCACCUUGCUCUGCUGUGUGACGUCAUGACUGCUAAGGGUCAUCUUAUGGCCAUCACACGUCACGGCAUCAACAGGCAGGACACUGGAGCUCUGAUGAGAUGUUCCUUCGAAGAAACUGUGGACGUGCUCUUGGACGCGGCGAGUCAUGCAGAAGUCGAUCCUAUGAGAGGAGUGUCAGAAAACAUCAUUAUGGGGCAGUUGCCUAGAAUGGGAACUGGAUGUUUCGAUCUACUUCUUGAUGCAGAGAAAUGUAAACACGGUAUGGAGAUGGGCGGCCUGGGGGUCGGCAUGGGCGUCGGCGGCGGAAUGUAUUUCGGUGUUGGCACACCAUCUAUGACGCCUUUGAUGACGCCAUGGUCGACACAGAACACCCCUGGAUAUGGAAGUAGUGCCUGGUCUCCUGGUCAAGUGGGCAGCAGCAUGACUCCUGGAGGCCCCUCAUUCUCUCCAUCUGGAGCAUCCGACGCAUCAGGAUUGUCUCCAGCAUACAGCAGCGCCUGGUCGCCGCAACCUGGCUCUCCAGGGUCGCCCGGGCCCCCAUUGUCCCCAUACGCGUCGCCCGCCGGAGCUUCGCCCUCCUACUCCCCAACAAGUCCAGUGUACGCGCCCGCGUCACCGAGUCUCACACCUUCGUCUUCGCACUACCCCCCAGCAAGUCCAUCCUACUCCCCGACGUCUCCUAAUUAUUCUCCAACAUCCCCCAUAUAUUCCCCGACUUCGCCGAGCUACUCGCCGACUUCUCCGGGCUACUCUCCGACGUCGCCGUCGUACUCCCCCACGUCGCCGAGCUACUCGCCUACAUCACCGAGCUACUCUCCAACCAGUCCGGCUUAUUCACCUACAUCGCCGAGUUACUCGCCCACUUCGCCCAGCUACUCGCCGACAAGCCCGUCCUACUCACCAACAAGCCCUUCAUAUUCACCAACAAGCCCGGCAUACUCGCCGACUUCUCCUGGUUAUUCUCCAUCAUCCCCUAGCUAUUCACCCACAAGUCCUGUGUACAGUCCUGCGUCGCUCAGUUAUUCACCGUCAUCGCCAAAUUACACGCCGGCAUCGCCCGCGUAUUCGCCAACUACUCCGUCGUACUCUCCAACUUCGCCGGCCUACUCUCCGACGUCUCCGAAUUACUCGCCUUCUUCGCCGAAGUAUACACCGACAUCGCCGAAUUAUUCACCGACGUCUCCGUCUCUGGCCGGCGGCAGUCCGACUUACUCGCCGACAAGUCCGCAAUACUCUCCAACGAGUCCACAAUAUUCCCCCACCAGCCCUGCCUACUCGCCAUCGUCGCCGCAGCACCCGCGAAGUUACUCGUCAUCUUCCCCAAAUUAUUCCCCGUCUUCACCAAACUACUCGCCAUCCUCGCCGAGCUAUUCCCCGUCUUCUACAAAAUACUCGCCGACGUCACUUACUUACACCCCGACUUCUCCCAACUAUUCCCCCUCAUCCCCAGCGUACUCUCCAUCUUCAGGCGGUGCAACGACUACCUACUCCCCGAAUUCACCAACAUACUCCCCGACAUCUCCCGUGUAUGACGAUGGCGACGAUUAAAGUGUCAUAGAUGUCAUAUAGUAUUAAAUUUAAUUGAAUUCCAAAUUACUUUGUGAUUUCUAAUCAUUAUUGAAUUGACUGAAAGUUCCGUAUACUGUCUACUGUUUUUCACAAGUGUUAAGUAUAGGUGCUUAUGAUAGAUAAGUUAUAGAUGUAUAUAUAAAAUUAAUCAGGCAUUCGUUGUCUUGUCUCAAUGCUGAGAGUCCUAAGUUGGGCAGUGAAAAAAUUGGCUCCUUAGCGCCACCUGUAAGAAUGCUGAACAGAAACCAUGGCAUUCUGGGAAGUGAUUUAGCCCUGUUUUGAACCACAGAAUAAGAGACAGAGGCCAGAAAAGACAUGUUUUGUCAAAGUUUGGGAAAUCCAGCCUUCUUAACAUGACACGCCCUACGCCGUUUUUAUCUAGCGAUAAAUUAUCGCUGUCCCGUUCAUGUUAUAAUACAAAGCGAAACAUCGAUAGUUAAUCGCACGAUAAAAACGUAUGGCUAGCAGAAGUAAUUCAUUUGAUAUCAGAUAUUUAAUUUCGAUUUUUUUCCCUGGCUAUAUUUUUUUUAAAUGAACCUAUUUAAAAAAAAGAAACUUACCUGAUUUAAACAUUCGCGUAUAUAUUUUAUGAAUAAUACAGGAUUUAAACGAAAACGCGCAAGUAAACAUACCUUUAUUUUAUCUAGAACGUCAGGUAUAUUAACGCGCUCAAGCAUACCUUUAUUUUAUCUCGCAACAUGUUACCACACAUAGGAUGAUUCGAAACGACCGAGAUAAAAUAAAUGUUACAAAACGUGCGCGUUUAAUCCCUGGAUUAUUUAUCGAUUUGGAUUUGACGUAUCUAAACUUUCUCUUUUCUUAAUUUUUUGUUAAAAUCUGAGCUAGUAAGACAGCCAAUAAUACGACUUUAGCAUCCAAGUUUAUUUUACUAGCAUUGUUAGGUUCUACUUUUGUCUUUUUCUAAUAGGCUUAUCUGAAAAAAAGAAUCUUAUUUUAUUUCUUUCAUUGAGAAUUAUUUUAAGGACAUGUUUACAUAGAAUUCAUAAUUCAAAUUUUGUAAAAGUACUAUUGUAUUGUCUGUAUGUACUAAUAAUGAAAAAUAUUAGGUUUAUGUUA
Messenger RNA from Amyelois transitella, 6883 nucleotides. Its product is annotated as DNA-directed RNA polymerase II subunit RPB1-like. Gene Ontology annotation, biological process: transcription by RNA polymerase II. Lineage: Eukaryota; Metazoa; Arthropoda; Insecta; Lepidoptera; Pyralidae. The transcript is spliced from 7 exons. Gene Ontology annotation, cellular component: RNA polymerase II, core complex. The coding region runs from base 77 to 5785 and encodes 1902 amino acids. Gene Ontology annotation, molecular function: DNA binding. The record is from RefSeq and is a predicted model, not a curated record.